Messenger RNA from Hylaeus anthracinus, 10423 nucleotides. RefSeq names its product laminin subunit alpha-1 (gene wb). Gene Ontology annotation, cellular component: basement membrane. The transcript has 31 exons. The record is from RefSeq and is a predicted model, not a curated record. NCBI's taxonomy places the organism in Eukaryota, Metazoa, Arthropoda, Insecta, Hymenoptera, Colletidae. The coding region runs from base 151 to 8757 and encodes 2868 amino acids.
AGCUUUCGAAACGAAUCCACGGUGAAAGCGGUCGUGUCGGUUCCGCCGAGUGAAACCAAGGGCCUAGAAAAGAAAAUCCGUCGAGUGCUUUACCCAGGAGAUGAGAGCGCGAACGAACGAGCCAGUCCUUCCUCUGAGCAUGGGGUAGAAAUGUACCUCGGAAGGUCAAUCUGGACCCGGGGCGUCCUGGCCCUCGGACUAGGGGCCCUAUUUUUGCUGGGAUGCAGGUUCGACUCGGACGGCGACGAGUCGUCUGCCUCCGCGUCGCAGCACGUCAACGGGAUCGAUCCGAUCUCGAGGGACUCGAGCUCUCUGCUCAGGGACUAUUUCGUCGUGACCGUCGCGUCAUCUCGAUCUCCGCGGAUCCAACAAGCAGACACGAAAAAGGUGAACACGCUGGACGACGGUCCAGUGACGGUCGGGUCGCGGCAGGAUCCACGUUCAACAGGAGCGUUCAACGGGGUUUAUUCCGAAUGGAGAAAUGUCGAAUCCGACGGGGACGAUGGGCCCGAUUAUUCGGUGGAAACGUCGCUUCCGACCGAUCGGGAGAAGAGCGAACGUUCGGAGGAUUAUCGGCGGUUUGGGAAAGAGAGCGAUUCGAAAUCGCCGCGGAAUGAAGUGCGCGACGAGACGUCCACGGUGUUCGGGCGCGUAGAAGGUGGGAUGGGACGAGAUGAAAAUCAGUUUUUGAACGAGGAUGGCGGGACUCGUGGCGCGUUGAAUGGUACGGGAGUUGGUGAAGGGAGUGUCGUAAAGGAGAAUUUCUCGCGGGACGUGAAUGGAGAACCGAUGAAUGAAGUCGAGGAGAAUUCGAGGCGAAGCUACUCCGUCGACGUAGACUCGAAUUUAUUUACGAUCAACGAUGAGGAACUUGGGAGUGAAAAUAAUAUCGAAGGGAGCAAGUUGAUAGAGACGAACAGCAGACUGGUUCCUUUCGAGCGUUAUUCGAUAGGAAACGAUGCCGGGGACUAUGGCAACACAGAACAGAAUGUCGGGAGACUGGGUGAUCUGACGCAGACGUAUCAUUUAUCUUCUGAAAUUUUCAAUCCCCGGGAAUUAACAAGUGAGAUCGAAGAGGCCGAGUUAAUCGACCAUAGUGUCACCGAGACUCGCGACUCAGGAUUCUCGAAGGGAUCCGUCGAUGAUAUCCAAAGUUCCGGUCGAUUCUUCGACCUGGCGAAAGUCCUGGUUCUCGAAACUUCUCUUCGAAAGUCUGAUAAAAAUUUAGACGGAGAGGAAAGCUCGAGCAGAAAGCGAAACGUUAAAUUAGUCUCGUCCUUCGAAUCUCCUCUGGCGAGAUCAGGAACCGCGCGGCGCGUCGAUGGAACGACGAAGGAUCUCCAUCCUUUUUUUCACGAGGAUCAUAGACCGGCUCGAUCUUCCGCAAAGCUGUUGGAAGCGUUCGGAAGCCGUAACGACCGGUCGAGAGAACGGGAUCACGGAAAGGUCCUUGAAAGAGGAAGACGCGAAACGAGAUCUCGUGAUUCGUCGCCCGAGGGCAGCGAUCUUUCCGCGAAUUUUCGCCCGAUCGACGUGGAAUCCACCGAAAGUGACGGGAAGAUGAACAGAUACGAGAUGAGGGAUCGUCUCGGUCGUCGAAGUAAAACGGAAUUUCUCUUUUCGUUUCUUCCCAGAAGCGAAACGAUCGAGGAAAGAGUGUCGGAUGUCUCGCCAUUGAUUGGCGAACGGUUGACUACAAGAGAAGAGUUAACGGACGCUGGGAAGUUUGUGAAUGAACGAGUCGGUUCGGACGUGUCGUCGGAUAUCGAAAAUGGUGUAAAACGUGUGGAGACAGGAUCGAGCGACGACGGGUCGUCCUUGUUCCCUCGCGUGGCUGCUUCUCAGCGUGAGAGGCGAAUCGCUGUUCGCCGAAAGAGAUACAUGAAUUACUAUUCGCCGCAACCCGUCACCCCCAUGGCGUACGUUCACAUACAGCCAGCUUAUCCUGUCCCAGCGGUUCCACCCGCGAACCGGAAGUGCGUACGAUGCAUGGUUGUUUACAAGCCGUGUCCUUCGUCGUCGAGACAGCCGUCCAGACACUUCUUCCCGACUUAUCCGAAAUAUCAGGAGCCCGCUUCGAAGUGGCACGGGCUCAAAUACGGAUGUCGAUGCAACCCUAUUGGAUCGAUAACUACUGCCUGCGACAUAGUGACAGGGCAGUGCCAAUGUAAAUUUCGCGUUACUGGCAGACAGUGCGACCAAUGUAUGACUGGCUUCUGGGGUUUGGCAACAGGAGCAGGAUGUGCUCCUUGCGAAUGCGAUCCUAUAGGAUCGCAUAACUCUUCUUGCCACGACGAUACAGGACAAUGUUAUUGUAAACCAGGAAUCGGUGGUACACGUUGCGAAACCUGUUUGCCUGGAUAUUAUGGAUUUUCUUCGAACGGAUGUCAAGUUUGCGACCCAUGCGUGCGACCAGGUCAUAUUUGCGAUCCUGACACCGGUCGUUGCGUGUGUCCAAUCAUGACGUUCGGCGAGCACUGCGACAGAUGCAGACCAGGUUCCUGGGACCUGGUACCAGGAAUCGGUUGCAGAGCCUGUGACUGCACUCUAGGCUCUACGAGGCCCCAAUGCGAUCAUCAGGGACAGUGUCCCUGCAGAAUAGGCUACGAUGGGCUUAGGUGUGAAAAAUGCGCGAAGGGUUACUACGGUUAUCCGAGAUGUCGACCUUGUAGCUGUAAUUUCGCAGGUACCUUACAAUGCAACGACGAGGUCUGCGAUUGCAACGAGGAUGGACAAUGCCCUUGCAAGGAGCAUGUAUUUGGAAGGCAAUGCAACAAGUGCAAAGAAGGUACCUUCGGUCUCGCUGUAGACAAUCCAAAGGGAUGCACCGAGUGUUUCUGUUUUGGAAGGACAGCUUCUUGUCAGCAGGCUGAUCUUAGUUGGGGACAUCGUCGGCUGGCACGACCUCGAAUACUUUACGUUAACGACACCAGUAACGAUAUAAUAGUUUCCAAGUUUAGGUCUCAAAUUUUUUUAUCGUCUAUUAAUGGUGGUUUGAAUGUAACGAAUGGCCUCUCAACGAUUCCUGACAUCGAAGGUGACGUGACAAUACCUUCCAACUUAUAUUACAAUUAUCCACUUUACUGGAUGCUGCCCGAACCUUUCCUCGGUGACAAGGUCGUUUCCUACGGAGGAUUUCUAAGAUUUAAAACUUGGACAGAGGGUGGAAUACCUCUAAGGUCAACUAUGCAAUAUCCGGUCGUGCAACUGCAAGGAAACAAGAUCGUCUUGGAAUACUAUUUGCCUUUACCUGUGACUAACAAUCGUUACGACAUCAGAUUUCACGAGUCUUUGUGGCAGCUACAAAACAGGCCGGAUUACAAAGUCACGAGAGAAGUUCUUAUGGUUGCAUUGCAAAACGUGCAGCAUAUUCUCGUGAAAGCUUCCGAUAAUGCAGAAUUCACGAAAACAACUUUACUUGAAGCUUCUAUAGACGCAGCGGUCCUAACACCUACGCAUACACCGUCCUUCGCGACGAGUAUUGAGAUUUGCAAAUGUCCACCAGAAUACAAUAGUACAUCGUGUCAAGAUCCAAGUAUAGGAUACUACAGGUGGUACAAGAACACCACUGUUACGUCGACGAUCAUUAUUGAUCUUGUUGGACAAGCGAAACGCUGUCAGUGUAACGGAAGAUCCGAGGUCUGCGAUAGGGAAACAGGAUAUUGUUUGAAUUGCCGCGGAAAUAGCGCAGGUCCGCAAUGCGAUGCCUGCGCGGAUAGUUUCUACGGAGAUCCAGAAUUCGGUGGUUGCAAACCAUGUCCUUGCCCGCGAACGGAUAAAAGAUUUUCAAACACAUGCAUGGUCCGUGCCGAUGCUGAGCCAAUAUGUGUUUGUAAACCUGGUUACACUGGCAGAACAUGUGAACGGUGUUCUUACGGUUAUUAUGGAUUCCCGAAUCUCCCAGAUGGUAAAUGUGUGCCAUGCAAUUGCAAUCCUGCUGGUAGCCUAAACGAUGAAUGUGAUACGGAAACAGGUCAAUGCAAAUGCAGAGCUGGCUCCACGGGACGAGAUUGCUCUCAAUGUACUGCGUAUCGACAUGUUUAUAUAAACAACGUUUGCACGUCAUGCAAUGACAAUUGCACCGGUGUAUUGCUUGAUACCGUGGCGUUAUUAUCUCAAGAAUUAGCAGAUGGUACCAGUCACAUAGCUGAUGGUUACAUUCCUCCACCAUGGAAAGCUUUAUCUUACAUUGAUUCCAACGUUACCACGUUUUUCGAAGAAAUAGACCGUCAAAAUAAAUUGAAACAACGAAUGGAAAACAUCCCCUGGCAUGAGUACAAGAAACUUCUGAAACACGCUGAAAUGUUGCUUAGAACUGCAAAUGAACAAGCAAAACAGGCAGAUACUUUAAAAUCCAAAAGUAACGAUUUGAAGAAUAAUUUAUUUAGCGCGAAAAUCGAAGUGGACAAUUUAAGAAAACAUAUUGAUGAAACAAUUUUACGAUUGAAUCAAUACAGCAACGACAACAAAAGAAUAGAGAUCAAGAAAGCAUUGAAAAUGGCCAAAAUGAUUUUAAACAGUUUGAAAGCUGUUAAUCUAACGACAAAAACGAUGGAAAUAGAAAGCUUCCUCGAGGACAUCGGGGAAUACACCGAUUGGUUGAAAUCAUUGUAUGAUGCAACAGAACCCUUCGCAAUUGCUCACGAUGAUGCGGAAGAAUAUUCUGUGAAACUAACUGAUAUGAGAAAUGUAAUUGAAGACGCCAUGGACACAUUGUUCGACUAUGACAGUUUAUACAACAAUAUCAACCAGACUUUCGUAGAGUCUAAAAAUGAUUGUAACGAGAUUAAUGCCCUGUGGAAGGAAGUCAACGAAUCAAUUAUCACGGGCAAAAAGAUGACAGACGAAACACAGGGUUUUGUAGUUGAUAUUCAAAAUAAUGUACAGGAUCUCCCAGAAUUGCAGAAUAAAUUGAACUAUUGGUUUGAUAAACUGAGUAUGAAAGAAGAAUUACUGUACAGAUUAAAUUACGAAUAUAAUGACAAAUAUGUAGUGCCAGCGGUUCAGCAUGCGAAGAAUUUAUCAAACUACGUUGAUCAAUAUGUCAGUCUGUUUUCUGAGACAAGGAGCAUAGCAGCUAGCCCAUUGAAAGCCAGUCAAGCGUACAAGAACAUCGUCGAUAACAUUAACGCAGCAAAUGUCACAGCAAUGGCAGCUAAAGAUAUCACCGAGGACAUAUACAACAAGACAUUUCCCAACGGUCCCAAAUCGAAGUCGCUUUUAGACAACGCAGAAGAAAUAUCAAUGGCGUCCUCCAAACAAAUGGACAGCGCAAAAAAGCAUAGAAAAUUGGUGGAAAAUGCAAAUGACGAACUGGAUAUUCAAAAGAAAGCUGUGACUACUUUGAAAAAUACUUUGAAUAACACUGGAAUCAGAGAUAAUAAGAUCAAUAUGGAAUUGCAAAACUUACAAGACGAUAGCAAGAAGUUACGUGAGGGUAUUCAAAAUGUAUUAGAGGAUAACGAAGAAGUAUUGGAAAGCAUGCAGGAAACGCAAAAGCUUAUCAAUGAUUAUACUGAAGGAAUUGCUGACAGAUUGAAACCAAAGAUGUACGAACUGAAAGAAGAAGGCGAUUCGAAGAUUAGUCUAGCUAGUGAAAAAUUGACUGAAGCUCUGAGUAAGAUAAAGGAAGCAGAUGCAAAAUUGAUAAGCUUAUCAAACGCUGCUAUAAAAAGAAAAAAUGUAUUUGAUAAGUGGAAUGAUACAUUGGCUACAAAAUUACAGAAUCUCAAAGACAAAAUCGCCGAGGCUAGAAACACAGCUGACGGGAUUCGCGUUUCAAUGAAAUCAGCCGAUGGGAAAGAAUGCAUUCGCUCGUACAAACUAUCAACGUUGCAGCCGACAUCCACAAAUACGAUAGUGAUGACUUUUGCACUUCCGAAAGGCAAGGAAGAGGGUUCCCUGUUUUACCUACCGAGUAGCAUAAACGAUGAUUUCAUUGCGUUGGAGAUUGUCAACAGAAGAGUGCGAUUUGUUUGGAACGUUGGCGGGGACACAGGAUUUCUUACUCAUUCUGAAGUCAUCGAAAGUGGUAACAUUCGGGAUGAUAGAUUCUGGUAUCGCAUCGAGGCAGAAAGAAUCCGCCAUGUAGGUAAAUUACUGGUACGAAAACAGUCGUCAACAAUUGGAAGAAAAAUUGAGACUAUGACGAAUAAGACUGAAUCAAAAUACAGUCGUUUCGACAUUACAACGUCGGAUCGCGUGUGGAUCGGAGGAAUCCCCAAGGAUUUGUCUCAACGAAGACGAAUAGAAUUAAUCUCGACAAGCGGACUGCCAGGUUGCGUACACCGGGUUAUUCUGGAUGGGAAAUCUAUAGGUCUCUGGAAUUUCAUUACAACUGCGCCGGAUAUGGCGUGCAUAGCAUGCGUGGAAGGGUUGGAAGAUGCCAGGGAUGACACAACUUACAGUUUUAAUGGAGAAGGUUACGCAGUCAGAAACAGAGUAUCUUCAGGGCCUUAUAACAAAUAUAUAUUCGGCGUCUCAAUGAAUUUCCGGACCUACGACGAGAAUGCUUUGUUAUUUUUAGCCUUUAAUCCACUUAAUAACCAGCAUAUCAUGAUAUUUCUGCGAGAAGGAAAAGUGAUCUUCCGGGUCGGUUACGGUGGCAAUGUCAGUAUCGAAAUGUCCUCGAAGCAAAAGCACAAUAACGGAAAUUGGACGAAAGUGAACGCGUUUAGGCAGUAUCACCUUGAUAAGAACAUUGAACAGUGCACAUUGAGAGUUGGCGAAAAAGAUGACACAACAUUUGGUGCCCCUACACCUCAGCCCAAAAAGGAAGACUUUCCUGAUCUCGCGCAAGCCAAAUAUUACAUUGGUGGUGUACCGCCAAGUUUUAGGGCGGAGAAAUUAAUGUUGCCAUCUCAGGUGUCUUUCCUCGGUUGCAUGUCUAAUAUUGUCAUUCAAGAGGGUUAUGAUCCAAUGGCAGAACAGUAUUACGGGGUUGAGCCUAGUUGCGGGAAUAAAGCACUAAAAAUAGUUGGAUUCUACGGGAAUGGAUAUUUAGAACAUUCAUCAUUCACACUGAAGAAACUAAAUUCCACGGUGAGCUUUUCUUUCAGAACAAUGCAGACAGAAGCGGUACUCCUUCUUUCUACGUUUGAAGGACAAGAGGAGCGAAUAAACAACAUAGGGCUCCGAAAUAUAGAAUCAAAUAGAAAUAGUUAUUACUCUGUAUGUGUAAUCAACGGACAAGUACAAGUACGGAUGAAUGCUGGAAGAGGAAAACUCGUUCUACAAUCGAAUGUCACUUUUAAUGAUGGAAGAUACCACUCCGUAACAAUUAUUAAAAGUAAAAGGAACGUUGAGUUAUGGAUAGACGAUGCUCUUCAGAAUAAAGGUGUAUUAGCAACAAGAUCCGCCAUUAAAGCUCCCGGAGUAUACGGAGGAUUGUUCUUCGGAGGAUUGCCAGAACUUAUUAACAAUACCAAAAUGAUCGCUACUACCACUCCUUUAUAUGGCGCCAUCAAGGAUGCAAUAUUUGAUGAUGAAAAAAAUGUUACUAUCAUUCGAUUUGAUGAAGUUAUUAAUUUUGAACACGCACUUAUUGGCCGUCCUGGACCAAGCAUGGGAAAAGAUCCUCCAACUUAUACACCGUCUGCAUCUUUAUCCACUCAACCUGAAGGAUGUCUGAAAGUGCCGUAUUAUUCCUUGGAACCUGGCGCUUUGAAAUUCGGGGAUAAGCCAAAUAGUCACACUCAAUUGUAUUUAAAUAUUAAAAAAUUCUGGGAGAAGAAAUAUGCAAUAGAAUUUGACUUUAGAACGUACUAUCCGAACGGCUUGCUAUUUAUUACUCCUGGCAUGAGACCAAAGUAUUACCUUAUGAUUGUUGUACAAGAUGGACAGUUGUUACUUUUGGUAAAAACCAGGAAAAAGAGAGAAAGCAGAAAAGAAAUACUGUUCAAGACGCCCUUCAACGAUGGCAACUGGCAUCAUGUUGUGAUUAGUCAUGAUAGAAGGAAACUAACGUUGCUUGUAGAUUCGCAAACGCCUAGCACGAUUAAAGUGCCAAAAAAUAUUGGAUUGGCUCCCAUGAUGUACAUUGGAGGGCUUCCUGAGAGUGGAACACUUAUUCCUGAGCAAGUAGUGGUUAAACUGGAAACACUAAAGGGAUGUAUCAGAGGGUUAAGAGUGAAUGGAAACGUGUACGAUAUGGUUGGCUCCACGAGCAAAGCUUACCAAGUGGGCCAAUGCUUUCCGAACGUUGAAAGUGGAGCCUACUUCCAAGAUGAGGCGUACGCUAUAUACAAAAGAAAUUUCGAAUUAGGUGCAGUGUUGGAACUUCAGUUAGAAUUUAGAACAUCAGAAUUAUCAGGAGUAUUACUUUCUAUAACGGCACCAGGUAAUUCGCCUUCGUUAUCGUUGGAACUGAACAAUGGUAAAAUAAUUAUGUCAGGCGAUUUGGGAUACAACAAUCCGUUGUAUGUAGAACAACGUUUUACUAGUCCAUACACGAUUUGUGACAAUCGGUGGCACAGAAUACAAGCGGUCUAUAACGAUGAACAAUUGGCACUAAAAGUUGACGAGUUAGAUCAAAAAUAUGGUCUUCCAAUCAGUGUCAAUUAUCAUAUAAUGGGUUCUACAGCCUUUGGACCUCUGUACAUUGGUGGCUUGCCAGCCUCUGCUCCCAAAGGAACGUUAAUAACGAGGGAUCACUUCAACGGAUGUAUAAGAAACGUAAUGAUAGGAGGAGAGAGACGCGAUUGGACAGACAUGGACGAGUUGCAUAAUAUUCACUUGAGCUCCUGCCCAGUACAAUGAUAAUCAGUACAAUACGUGAACUCCUCCGAGUCGUUCAAUUUAGUUCCAAAGACUGUUCAAAGGACACACAAUGCUUGAAAUGUUUCUGUGAACUGUUUUUAAUGCAAUUGCACACUGGGAUCAAGUGCCAUAUCGUGAUGGGAAAUCUGUAAUUGUUAAGACGUAAGACUAAACCAAGCCAAAAGAUGCUAACAUACGAACAUAUAAAAUCUACAUCUCUGUGUUUCUCAAACUUGUUUUUCUUUUCACGGUGCAAGAUCGUUCUUUUGUAGCAACAGAUUCUUGCAAAACUUGUGUAAGCAGUUUGCUGAAAUGUUAUUCGAGGUCUCGAAAUAUUUGACGCUACUAUUUAUAUUAUCAUUGAAAAUCACAUUUUUGUAAAAAAGAAAUGCUAUGAAUGCAAUGUAAAAAGAUGAAUUAAUAGUUGCGAAUAACUUGUACAUACGACAAAGGCUUUCAAUUAAAACUUUUAUGCAUUUUAUUUUAACUGCAUAAAUUCUGUGCUCUUCAUUAAUUUGAGUAAAAACGUCAUAAAGUACGCUAUUAUGUAAAGUAAUUGAAAAUUUUGUAACAAACGGACAAAAGAUUUAAUAAAGUUUGGGAAAGUGUAGUAUACUAGAAAAAUAACAAUAAUUUAAAAACUUAUUUUGAAAACAAUUUUAUCUAAUCUUUUAUGAUUCUAAAUUAAGUGACAUUGACUUGAUGUACCACCAGUUACAUUUUUUAGACAACACAGCAAUUUAAUUUAUACAAAAUUUGAAAAAUAUUACAAUUAUGUAAUAUGAAUGGAAUAAUAAUUUAAAAUAGAAAUAAUUCAUUGCUCUUCAUAUUGCCAUUCCAAUAGAUAUUUUAAUAAUAAUAAUAAUAAUAAUAAUAAUAAUAAUAAUAUUUAUAAAAAUAUUUUGAAGAUCUUGUAUUCUACAUAUAUCUCUGCGUCAUAAUAAAUCUUACGACGUACGACCUAGUACAAACUUGAAAUAAAGGAUUGUAAGAAGUUAACGUAUAACUUACGAAGAAAAUGUGAACAAAGUUAAUGAAAUUAUUCGACACAUAUCUAUAAUAUCAACAAGUGAAGCGUAAUAGAUAGUAAAAAUGAAUAUUUAUUCGUCAUCAGAAAUAAUUUCUACGGCGUAUAUCACCCAGUAAAUUUGCAAAACAUAGUUUGAGAAACGACUUUAAAAUCGUUAACAAAUUAUGGCACAAAUUCGCGUCGAAUUGUAUCGUAAACUAAGUAUAAAACAAAUAUUACGACAUACAUGUAAGUAGUAAGAUCACUGCCAUAUAAUUUAAUUGUAACUCACUUGUAAGUCACAAAACAUUGUACAUCAGUAUUUAAAACUAUUUAUUAUCGUUAAUGUAAGUGUAACAGCGAUUUCGAUCGAGAGCGUGCAAAGUGCAUUAAAUGCGCUCGAUCAGAACCGCGUAAUAAAAAGAAAAAGGACAAACGAAAUGAAAUUAUUUUGUACUUUUGUAGCGGUAGUAAGGUAUCGAGUUAUAAUAUUUAAGACGAUUGAAAGCGAACACGCGAGAAAGUCAUACCUAGCGCCCUGUAAAGUGUCCUUAACGAAUUAAGUCGUACGUGUAGGGAAGAAAUGUUCUUCACAAGAAUAUUUUAAUAUUUAUGUCUAGUAUUUUUCUUAUUCGUUGAAUUGUAAUAUAUUAUACA